Pelmatolapia mariae (spotted tilapia) is the source of this 2610-nucleotide messenger RNA. RefSeq names its product tumor necrosis factor receptor superfamily member 14-like. The transcript has 6 exons. The record is from RefSeq and is a predicted model, not a curated record. Gene Ontology annotation, cellular component: external side of plasma membrane; membrane. Gene Ontology annotation, biological process: defense response to Gram-positive bacterium; immune response; apoptotic process. Gene Ontology annotation, molecular function: transmembrane signaling receptor activity; protein binding. Bases 146 to 856 code for a protein of 236 amino acids. NCBI's taxonomy places the organism in Eukaryota, Metazoa, Chordata, Actinopteri, Cichliformes, Cichlidae.
AACGUAUUUUAACCAGUCAAAAUAAGUUCCCGUCUCCGUUGCUGGUUAACUGGUUAAAAUAAGUAGAUAUGGUAGAUUUGUAUAGGAAUUUUGUGAAAAAGUGCCUAAAAACGUGUUAUAAGGCAGCGUUUUAGGAUGUGAUAUCAUGGUUUCUGCGUUGUUUGUCUUCGGCUAUGUCGCCGUCUUCGUAGUGCCCGUGUUAUCCUGUCGACCAAAGGAGUAUAAAACAAAUGAUGGGCAGUGCUGCCCGAUGUGCAAUCAAGGUACAGUUGUUCAGAGAGACUGCACAGCAUUUUCAGGAACUCCAUGUCGUUUAUGUGAACCGGGGACCUUUAUGAACCAACCCAACGGCCUGUAUAACUGUUUCCCCUGCACUUCCUGUGAUACAGGUCAUGGUCUCUUUGUCAAGCAGAACUGUACAGCAACAACUGACACACUGUGCAAUGUUUUAAAUGGAUAUUACUGUAAAGGUUUGACAGACAGUAACGGAUGUAGUUUGGCAGAGAAACAUUCACAGUGUGCAGCUGGUCAGAGGAUAAAAGAACCUGGAACCAGCAGAAGUGACACAGUGUGUGAAGACUGUGAGCCAGGCUUCUUUUCCAAGGACGGUGUGAACUGUACAGCUUGGACGAUUUGCUCUGAAAGCCAGAUUGAAGUUGAAGAAGGAAGCUCAACCAGUGACGUCGUCUGUGGAAGCGCAUCAAGACAUCGUUAUGUUUUUAUUUUAUCUGUUGUGCUUUUCCUAAUAAUAGUAAUUUGCCUUGUGAUAACAGGAUUUGUGAUAACAGGUAAGUGCCAUCUAACCAGAGUCAAAUCUGCUCACUCUGUACAGCACCCACAGUCACUAACAUGUUAAUAACUCUGUUUUUUCGGGAUCACAGUUAAGAGCAGAGAAUAUUCGUUGAAGGACCACCAAUGAUGUCUGAGCCUGAUGGCAGAAUGCGAACCUCGUGCCUGUCAUCUCUCCUCCAUUUUGUUAGUAGGAGUGAUGUGCUGACAUCGAUGAUGGCUUCACCUGGUUCGGGACUCACUGUCCAACGUGGCAGGUACACAGAUGUGCACAGCUGUUUAAUCAAAGUGCCGCUGCAGUCGUCUGUUGAGUGUGAUGACCAGCCAUCACCAGUCUGGUUUCCUCUGCUUGAUGCUCGCUCCAUUACAGACAAACCACUUAUUGUAAAUGAUGUCUUCAUCAAGGAGACUCCAGACUUCAUGCUCCUGACUGAGACAUCACAGCAGGAUAUGGAUCAUGUUUAUUUUGAGGAAAUCUGGACAGCUGGCAUCUCCAUCAUUGUAACUCUGUGUCUUUCAGGAUAUGGCAGAGGACUUUCUGCUGUGUACCAGCACAGACUCACAUGCAGGCUGAUGAAGUCAGACUCUAUUUCUUCAUUUAAGUUAAAGAUGAUUAAGGUUGGUUCUAUGAAAACCUUUUGCUGUAUUUUAAUCUACCAACCUUCUAGAGUAUUUUCGGCUGAAUUCGGCGACCUUUUAUCAUUUAUCAUUACAUUGGGGAAGGUUGUAAUUCUGAGAUAUUUUAACCUUCAUAUCGAUGGAUCCUGUAACUCAGCUGCUGAUCUCAUAACAGAGUCUUUGAACUUUAAGCACCAUGUUUCUGGCCCCACACAUAUAAAAGGCCACACGCUGGAUCUUGCUUUCUCCCUGGGUUUAAAAACAAAUGAUGUAUGUGUGAAAAAUGUACGUUUUCGAGACCACGGCUGUAUAUUUUUUAGUCUGUCAUUUGUUCUGGAUCCUUCACUUCAUAAACUGAUGAUUCAAAUGUGGAUUAUAAACCAGGAUCCUGCUGAGAGGGUCCCUGCCUUUUUUGAUGCCAACAUGACUCAUAGUGAUUUUCACACAUUUAUUUUGUCCUUUAACAAUGAAUGUAAGUCUACUUUUAACACACUGGCACCCCUAAAACAAAAAAUUGUCCAAUGUUCAAGUUUUUGUACUUGGAAAAAUGAACAUAUUAAUUAUUUCAGGAGAUAUUUGUACAAGUUGGAACAUUUGUGGAAGGCUUCCAAGCUCCAGCUUCAUGAGUUACAUGUUAAAGAAUCAGUUUCUACACUGAAUGACAGGUCAAAAAAUGCCAGAAUAGAGUAUUUUUCACAUCUUAUAGCUUCAGAAAAGAAAACUCUUAAAGUCUUGUUUGAUACAAUUAAGAAUUUUGUCUCUCACAAUAUUCCUCAUGCACCAGUGUUUUUAAAGUCUGAGUGCAAUAAGUUUUUGCACUGUUUUGUAAUUAAGCUAAUGAUAAACAGGCUUAAGGACAUGUUUGGGAAUACUGGUGAUGUUUUAAAAUGGCUCAUGUCAUAUCUAUCUGGGAGAUCUUUUAGUGUUUUUAUGAAUCAGGUUAUCUCUGAAGCAACAGUUGUUCCUUCUGGGAUACCUCAGGGGUCUGUUUCGGGUCCGAUUCCUUGUUUGCUUCAUGUGCUCCCUCUGGACCGAAAUAUUAGAACUCAUUCAUGCUGUACAGAGUCUACUAACUCUUUAAAAGAGCAGCCAAACACAUUUUUGUACAAAGCUUCGUAUUUUAUGUUGUAUUAUAUCUUUAUGAUACAUUAUCCUUUUGUUUCUUGUAUAAUUGUGAGGCAGUUUAUUUGUAAAAAGUUACAA